GUUGAGCAUGGACGAAGACUUGCCGGCUAGCAUCGUGCUCGUCGCACAGCUUGAGGGACACGAUGACUGCGCAUGGCACGUCGCAUGGAACCCCGCUAAACCCAUCUUAGCGUCGUGUUCAGCGGACAAAACCGUUCGGCUGUACAACUACCAUUCUACUGUCCCACCGGACGCCGGUGAAAACACUGACAAGCCAACGAUAGGCUUCUCCCAUACCACCACGAUCCCAACUGGCCAUACUAAGACCGUCCGAGCGGUCGCCUGGUCUCCUUCCGGCACAACGCUCGCCACCGCUUCGUUUGAUUCGAACAUUGGCAUCUGGGCCCAGGAGGAAGAAAACGGCGGUGAUAGCGGCGAUGCUGCAGUGGGUGCGGGGGAGUGGGAAUGUAUGAGCUUGCUGGAGGGCCAUGAGACCGAAUGCAAGAGCGUAGCCUACUCUAGCUCGGGCAAUCUACUCGCGAGCUGCAGUCGAGACAAAACUGUUUGGGUAUGGGAAGUUCACCCCGACUCUGACUUCGAGUGCAUGGGCGUGCUCAUGGAGCACUCGCAAGACGUCAAGUGCGUGGUAUGGCACCCCACCGAAGAGAUCCUCGCCUCCGCUUCCUACGACGACACCAUAAAACUCUAUGUCGACGAUCCCUCGGAAGACUGGUUCUGCUUCCAGACGCUCACAGGGCACAGUUCCACUGUCUGGACCCUCGCGUUUUCCCCAAAUGGCCGCUUUCUCGCGUCGGGCUCGGACGACAACACCAUACGCAUAUGGGAGCGUGUACAGAACCACAAAUGGGAGUGCGUCUCGAUCCUGAAGGGCCACAAACGGAGUGUCUACUCUGUGAGUUGGGGGAAGGGGAAAUCCACGGGCGAUGAUGAGCUCGGCUGGCUCGCGAGCACCGGUGGCGACGGGACGAUCUUCGUAUGGAAGAUGAGCGCAACUCCUUCGUCGGCUGAAUCUGGAAAGAGCACCGUUUCCCACCAGUUGAUUGCACAGCUAUCGUCAGCACACGGUGUCUCUGAUGUGAACACCAUCGUAUGGUGCCCACGAUCCGGCUUCGAAGAUGUCUUGGCCACCGCAGGCGAUGACGGGUUCGUCAAGGUCUGGAAGGUGGGACCACGGUAGCGAACGACACACAGGCUGCGCCAUUACUGGAGCAGGAAUAUGGUCAUGGAACCAAAUUUGUAUCGGUAUGUACGACAAUGAUGUCAAUUCAUGUAUAGUGAUACACAUGAUUCAUCCAGUGUAGAGCCUAGUCCAAUUCAGCAUAUUCCAUU
Postia placenta MAD-698-R-SB12 is the source of this 1269-nucleotide messenger RNA. RefSeq lists its product as hypothetical. Gene Ontology annotation, cellular component: cytosolic [4Fe-4S] assembly targeting complex. The transcript is spliced from 5 exons. Gene Ontology annotation, biological process: iron-sulfur cluster assembly. NCBI's taxonomy places the organism in Eukaryota, Fungi, Basidiomycota, Agaricomycetes, Polyporales, Adustoporiaceae. Gene Ontology annotation, molecular function: protein binding. Bases 8 to 1117 code for a protein of 369 amino acids. The record is from RefSeq and is a predicted model, not a curated record.